This is a messenger RNA of Paramecium primaurelia, 696 nucleotides long. The record is from the annotation of a GenBank genome assembly. Lineage: Eukaryota; Ciliophora; Oligohymenophorea; Peniculida; Parameciidae.
AUGAUUAAGACUAUAGAGAUUUUGAUAAUGUAUUUAUUUUUUAUUCAUUUCAUUUAGUUUCAACAAAGAAAGCAUUAAAUAAUCUAUGAUUUAAGAGGAUCUGUAUGAUAAAUUCAUAUAUUAAGUAUUUGAGAAGUUUGUUGAUAUGAAUUAGAAUUUUUUGCUUUAUAAAUGAUUUUAUUUAUAUAUUGAAUUACAAAUAAAAAAAAUUAGCAGCUUCAGGGAUGGAUAAUGGAUAAAUAAUUAACUUUUAAGAUUUCAAUGAGAUUGAAUGUGAUAAAGAAUAUAUGGCUUUUACUUUUAGCAACAACAAUAAAAAGCUCAAGAAUUAUGAAAAAGCUUUAGAAAAAUUCAAAUCUUCCAUUUAAUAAGGCUUUUUUUAUAUCAAUAGCAAUUUUGAUUUUUUCAAUCUAACUACUUCAUAUGAUGGCAUCCUAAUUGAUGAUUAAAAUAAUAAGAUUGAGGUUAUUGAUGAGUCUAUCAUUGGCACCUAAUUAGUUUUAAAAAAAGAUAAAACUCAAUUAUUGAAUGAUAGAAAAAGACAUUUAAUCAAUAUUGACCCUUAUUCAUAUAAAGUGGGUGUAAGGAUAGAAGAAAAGAUUCCAGAUAAAAAUAGUCAUUUGAAUAAAAUUGAUUAAUUAAUUAAAGAAGAAAAGAAUAAGACAAAGAAAAAAAAUUUACAAAAAAAAUAAUGAA